Messenger RNA from Amoebophrya sp. A120, 647 nucleotides. The record is from the annotation of a GenBank genome assembly. Lineage: Eukaryota; Dinophyceae; Syndiniales; Amoebophryaceae.
AGUUUUUUGUUUUUACCUCGACAGUUGGGUGACAUAGCAGUCUGAGGACGACGGGAAGGUCGGAAACAGCAUGACAAAUUGCUGAUUUGCUUUUGUUUGUGUCUGUUCAAAAAAUCAAUCGGUCUAAAUGCAGAUGUCAUUAUCGAAAGAAGAAGAAAAUGAUCUCUACACCCGAUAUGAUAGGUAGUUUGAAGUUCGCGGAUUGUCGAAGACAGCAGAAAAUGGGAAAUUGUCUAUCACAAUUGAAUAUCAAAUGCAAAAAUGUCUGGGUCUGGAAGAUUGCCAGGUUUGUCAUGCACAUUUUGCAUGACUCCUCAUGUCUGUGAUGCAUGCCCUAGCAUCACAGAUUUUGUGAGGGCUUCCCGAUGCUUAUACCGCAUGACAAAUGCUCUUUCUGUGUAGCAAAACUUGGACUCUCUUUGCUGUUCAUGCAAUACAGAUUUUUUUAGAAUCCAAAAUCAGCAUGACAAGUUGGAUUCUUCCAGACCCAGACAUUUUUACAGUUGAUAUUGAAGAAGUCAAUCGCAUGUUUAUUCUCUCACCUAAUCAGGGAUAAAGCCCUGACGAGACCAUUUCCAGAGGCAAUGUAGAGAAAUGACCACAGCCGAAUUGUUCCCCAUCCUAUAUUUAUGCUCGUGAUAUGGAAC